Molecule: messenger RNA, 458 nt
Organism: Paramecium sonneborni
Lineage: Eukaryota; Ciliophora; Oligohymenophorea; Peniculida; Parameciidae
Source: the annotation of a GenBank genome assembly
UUAAAAUUUCUGGUUUUAUGAGAUUAACAAAAAUCAAUGGAUUAAUGUAAAGGUCAGAAGAGAAUAUAAAAAAUUUAAAGUCUUUGUAUGCACCUUAAUUUUAUCGUGGUUAUGAUGAUUAAUUAACUGUGAUUGGCAGAAUGAAGUAAAUCAUAAUAUUAUCAAUUUAGUUGGUUGAAGAUCAAACAGCCUAAAAUGUAUCCUCUUUCUAAAGAAGAAGAAACCUUCUAAGCUAGAAAUCUAUGCAAAUUCCCUGAGCAAAGAGAUGCUAUUUAAAAUGAAAUGGAUCAAAUGCUUGAAUUUAUGAAAUUGAAGAACGCCCAUAAAUUAUAAAAGACAUUAAAGAAUGUUAAGGGAAAUAAUGUUGAUGAAAAAAUAUUUAGAGCAAUGGAAUAUGACAUGCAUUCUUUUAAAUAAUUAGAGGAAAAGUGAUUUUAUUUUUAUAACAAGUAUAUAUA